Molecule: messenger RNA, 147 nt
Organism: Acaulospora morrowiae
Lineage: Eukaryota; Fungi; Glomeromycota; Glomeromycetes; Diversisporales; Acaulosporaceae
Source: the annotation of a GenBank genome assembly
AUGACUGAUAUACUAAAUCAGCCUAGUAAACUAAAGCAAUUUGAAUGGUCAGAACGACUAACGGUAUUCUCGCAGCGGAACGAGUGGCCCUUGCACCCAACCGCCAAUGCUCCAAAACUAGAGCUCAAUCGCCACAAGAAAAUGUGA